Molecule: messenger RNA, 1649 nt
Organism: Pteronotus mesoamericanus
Lineage: Eukaryota; Metazoa; Chordata; Mammalia; Chiroptera; Mormoopidae
Gene: ZCCHC10
Product: zinc finger CCHC-type containing 10
Source: RefSeq, a predicted model, not a curated record
AUGGCGACUCCCAUGCAUCGGCUCAUAGCCCGGAGACAAGCAUUCAACACAGCGUUCCAGCCUGUCAAGACCUUUUGGAUCCUGGUUCAGUCGUCCAUUGUAUUAGAAUCCCAGCUUUGUGUCAACUGCAGUGAAGCAAAUAAGCAACACGUAAGGUGUCAGAAAUGCUUGGAAUUUGGACAUUGGACUUACGAAUGUACCGGAAAAAGAAAAUACCUCCAUAGGCCUUCAAGAACAGCGGAACUAAAGAAAGCUUUGAAAGAAAAAGAAAACAAAUUGUUAUUACAACAAAGCAUUGGAGAAGCCAGUGUAGAAAGAAAGACCAAGAAGAAAAGGUCUAAGAGUGUAACCAGCUCCAGUAGCAGCAGCAGCAGCAGCAGCAACAGCUCAGCCAGCGAUUCUUCAUCAGAGAGUGAAGAAACAUCUACCUCAUCCUCCUCCGAGGACAGCGACACUGAUGAAAGCUCUUCUGGUUCGUCGUCUUCAGCCUCCUCCACAAGCUCAUCCUCGUCGUCCGAUUCCGACUCAGAUUCCAGCUCUUCCAGCAGCAGCAGCACCAGCAGCGAGAGCAGCUCCGAGGAGGAACCACCGAAGAAGAAGAAAAAGAAAUAGAAUCACUCCACUCAUCCUGGACUGAAGGACCGAAAACUUGCCUCUGAGUCUCAAAAGGGAAUCUAGAAUAUGUUAAAGCCAAAUAGGUUAAGUGGCCAAAAUUUUGAGAGCUCAAAAGUUUCUAAAUGUUUUACAUUAUAAGAGCAUAAAAGUAUUAAUAAUGGAUUAUAUAUAUACUUUUUUAUUUUAAGGGUGAAUCUUGUUUUUCUUUUUUAUCUUUAAAAUAUAUCUCUAAUACUUAAUCAAAAGCUGAAAUCCAGUAGAUCUGUUUUUGUGAUAAAGCUUAUCUCUUCUCCCUGUGAAAUAAAUGCUAUACUUUGUUAUAUGUUAGUGUUAUGUAUGAAACAUAUUUUUAGGAUAAUGCAUCAGAAUAUAUGGCAGUGAAUUUCUAAUGCUUGUGUCUGUGUGUUAUUAUGUCAGGUUUAAUACAUUGUUAUUAUAAGCUUAGGAGUUUUCCUACUGUUAAUAAAUGUGCUCUAUUUUUAUGUUUAUGUUCAAAGGUUAUUUAGACUUCUUGUCCUAAAUGAAAAGUUCAAGGAAUCUAUUAAUAUAUUUCUACCUUUUCGAUGGUAAAAGUUCCAAGUUACUGUGUUGUAUCAUUCAUUUUCUUCUGGUUCCUAGAGACACUUUUCUGAGGAGCAUCAUUCUAAAGGAACUUAAAAAGGAACAGAAACUCUGAAACACCUUAGGAAUCUAAUCUUGGUGCCUUUUGAUAAAUUCAGUGUCUCAGAAAACAGUCAUUAAAAAGGCUAGCAAGUAAAGGUGAUAUAAAUAUCUUUGUGUGUUAAUAUGCUAUAAAGGUACCAUUCAAAGGGAAAAAGAAAGUUAGAGGAAGGAAGGUAAUUUUUACAGAAAAUUAAGAUGAUAUUGGUUGCCUUUUAUUAAAUUUUUUUAAGCUUUCAUGAAGAUAGCCUUUUUUCAUUUUUGCAAUUACAGUAGGACAGUUUAUGUGAUAACUGGUCAUAUACAACAGUCUACUGCAUAAAUAUGAGAGACUUGGAUGAAUCUGGUGUGUUAGCACAGCACAUACACACUCG